Molecule: messenger RNA, 957 nt
Organism: Aegilops tauschii subsp. strangulata
Lineage: Eukaryota; Viridiplantae; Streptophyta; Magnoliopsida; Poales; Poaceae
Product: putative F-box protein At1g19160
Molecular function (GO): protein binding
Source: RefSeq, a predicted model, not a curated record
AUGGGCAAUCGGGAUUUGCCCACGGAUGUAUUGGUGGAGAUCCUGCUCCGGCUCCCUCCGAGCUCGCGGCGCCGCGCCCGCCUCGUCUGCAGGCUGUGGCGCGACAUCAUCGGCGAACGUGCCACGGAUAGUUCGCAGGCUGUGGCCCUCCUGUGGGGCAUCAGCUCCGGCGUCGCCUACACCGUCGACGACCUCUCGUCGUCCUCGACGGGGAGACGCAGGGAGCUGUGGAGGAGCCCUAGCGGCCGCCCUGUUACGACUAACUUGCACAACGACUGGCAGCUGGUCGGCACGUGCAAUGGCCUGCUCUGUAUAUGCCACAACGGUGGCGCGACGAUCGGCGGCGAGAUCACCCUGGUCAACCCAGCAACGAGCGAGACGUUGCCCGUCCCCCCACUGCCAUGCAAUGGCCAUUUCCGCCGGGAGCGGCUCUGCAGGCGGGACUUCGACGGGGUCUACGAGUACGACGCCGUGCACGUUCUCACGCUUGGGGACGGCGCAUGGCGGGAGGCUCCGGCCCCCGGCGGCGCGAGGUGCAACCUCAACGCCGGCAUUGUCAGCAUCGACGGUGUGACGUACUGGGUCACGGGGCAUGAUCACAGCGCAAAGAUUUUCUCGUUCGACCUCGACAACGAGCACGUCGCCGCCUCCACCAUGUCGUUGCCCUAUAUGCCGGCUAGACACGGUGGCUACGACUACAACCUGACGGAUGUGCACGGGAGGUUGGGAGUCAUCUUCCUCAACCCGUCGGGGAAGACGGAAGCAUGGGUUUGGCAUGAGGAGGUGGGGAUGUGGACUCCAGUGGCCAUCCUCACUUGUGCAUGCCAAGAGAUCCCACGGCGAGUACUUCUUGAUGUGCCAGGGGCAGCUGUUGUAUUCGUACCUACGGGAUGGCACAUUGUUGCCGUCCGGCUUGAGGAUGGUGUCCAACUACGUGAAUGUAAUUCGGAGGGAUAA